UCACUUUUGGCAUUCAUGGUUUCUAUUGUAGGAAGGGAUGGUUUAACACACAACAUGUUGAAUGAUAUUCAUAAUCACUGGAAACACGCUGAGGCUGUCAGGGUGAAGUGUAUGGGUGUACCCACCGUUGAUAUGAAAAAUGUUUGCACUCAGCUAGAGGAUAAAACAUUUGGCAAGAUUAUCCAUAGACAUGGUGGUCUACUCAUAUUAUACAGGGGCAGGAAUUAUAUCCCCAAGAAGAGACCCGUGAUUCCUUUAAUGCUGUGGAAGCCUCACGAGCCUGUAUAUCCUAGGCUUAUCAAAACUACGAUUGAUGGCCUUAGCAUUGAAGAAACAAAGGGAAUGAGAAAGAAAGGAUUGGCUGUUCCUGCCUUAACAAAACUUGCUAAAAAUGGUUAUUAUGGUAGUCUUGUACCUAUGGUUCGAGAUGCUUUUCUUGCCAGUGAGUUGGUUCGGAUAGAUUGCCAAGGCCUUGAAAAGAGUGACUACAAGAAACUAGGCUGCAAACUGAGGGACUUGGUGCCUUGUGUCCUGGUGACAUUUGACAAGGAACAGGUUGUGGUAUGGAGGGGAAAGGAUUAUAAGCCGACAGUGGAUGAUGAUCACUUCUUUACAGUUUGUGAUUCAUUUGACAAUCCACGUGAUGAUUUGGUUAGCCGUCCAGAACACUAAACCUCAGAUGAUGACACCAGCAGUCGGCACGACCUCCACUCCGAGUGCAAGUAAUUGCAUAGCACAAGCACCAUUUUGCUUCUUCACGAUCGAGAUGAGUAUUCCAUUGUCAUAUCCAGAAGAUGAGCCAUAAAGAUUUGCAACUGUCUAUUCUUCUUAUGGAUGUUUCAAAGUAGCCGAGUUUCCAUGAUGUUCAGUCUUUUUUGGUUCUUGGUUUCUUACUUUUGGGCUGUGUUUGGUUUAGUUUUAAAAUCAAUUUUGAAAGGUAAGUUUUUGAAAAGAGUUUUCAAAAUUUGAAAAUUUGUUUAGUUGUAUAUUUUGAAAAUAAGUUUGUAACUUUGUAGUUGGAGUUUGUAGUUUGCGAUGAUUUGUAAUUUUUUUUAGUCGAAUAGAUGGGUGUGAGAGAAAAAGUGAUUGAUUGAUAUGCAGGAUGUGAGAAGCGAGAAGAAAUAGAAAAAGUGAAUGAAAAUAGUUUUGUGAAAAUUACAAACCAAACAAAUUUUUGAGUUUUGAGCUCUCAAAAAUUAGACUGUACAUAUCAGUUCAGAUCUUAAUUCCAAUUAAGAUUUCAGAUUAGGAUGCUGAAGCAAUUGGAUAAGAAAGGAAUGAUUGUUCAAUAGAAUAGAGGAACAUUAUUAUGCUUAA
Molecule: messenger RNA, 1317 nt
Organism: Camellia sinensis
Lineage: Eukaryota; Viridiplantae; Streptophyta; Magnoliopsida; Ericales; Theaceae
Source: RefSeq, a predicted model, not a curated record